Messenger RNA from Chilo suppressalis (striped riceborer), 4662 nucleotides. The record is from the annotation of a GenBank genome assembly. NCBI's taxonomy places the organism in Eukaryota, Metazoa, Arthropoda, Insecta, Lepidoptera, Crambidae.
AUGGCUAUGCUUAACAAGACAGUGACUAUACUAGCUUCUAAGCUAGGUCUAGCCGAAGAAGAAAAAGUUCUGAAUAAAGCAGCGGAAUUCGAACGUCUCUUACAUACAAAGAGUGUCGCUGGUAGUAACAUAAACGACACCAGUAAAACUGUUGCAUGUCUGGAUUUGGCAGCUGGUCUUCUUGGAGCAGAUUUGGAUUUAAAAACGGCUAUUAAAUACUCUGGCCUCAAACCAGCAGCCUAUAAAAAUAUGCGCAACGUGAUUCAGAAUCUCCUAGACUUGAAUGAGGAUCGGCUAUCCACUUUGGUACUCUGCAACACACUACAGUGUAGUCCUGUCCAGAAUUUAGCUGAUAAAAUAUUGGAGGAAUACCAGAAACAUUCAAAAAUCGUGUUGGAUUUUAGUUUGCCUCAAUAUGUAUGUAUGGCUGUAUUUCAAGCUUGCAGAGUUCAUAAUUUGAAAAUUGCUAAAAGCAAAAUAGUAGAGAGAUCUCGUUUGAAACCAGCUCAAUGGAGUAAACUUGAUGAAGAGUGGACUAAAUUUGUAGAUGAAAAUAUUGCUUCAACUAAGAAGAAAAAGGGGAGACCUCUAAAGAAUACUGAGGCAGAGAAAGAUGAUGUAGAAGAUAAAAUGGAAGUAGAUAGCAACAUAAUUAAACCUGAAGUAAGAAAGGAACCUAAAAUAGAACCCUAUGUGGAUUGGAAAAAGCGAAUUUUAGAUGGGGCCUACAAAGAGCUGAAGAAACUAGAAUCAAAGAAAAAUGAACAAAACUGUAGGUUGACUGCAUCACCAAGAAGUAAUUGUGAAGAUGUUGCAAAUGUUACUUCUGAAGGCCAAGAAAAAUCGAAAUUUUUGAAAGAAUCAGUAGAUCCCAGCAGGCCUACGAUCGCUUAUCCAACAUCCCUCGGGUUUUUAUUCAUAUUUUUCACUCUGCUCGUUGGUGUGAUAGUGAGAACGACAAUGCUCUGCACCAGUAUGUGCUUACCAUAUCGUGUAGUAAUGUUUUGCCUCGGCGGCCUGGCUGGGUUUUGCGCGAACAAAUACCCCGCUUUCAAACCGUUCGUCUGGAUAUGUUACGUAGACGUGGACCUCCUGUUAACUACAUUCUUGCCGAUAUUGAUGUUUAGCACUUCGUAUGCGGUCGAUUCGCACUCGUUCUGGAAAAGUUUUCCCCAAAUUAUCCUCGUGGCUGUACCUGGAGCACUUUUGACCGCGCUGAUGGCAGCUUUCAUGGCUUACUAUCUGAUAGAAUCCUCCUGGAACAUAGCUACGUCACUGCUCUUCGGUAUAAUAUGCUCCCCGAUAUACCCAAUGGAAGUUGUUCAGAAAUUGAAAGAGAUGACUAAAGGGAAAUACGUGAGUGUUCUUCUGCUCGGGGAAGAACUGAUUGGGGAUGCAACUGCUAUGAUAGCGUUCACUGCUGUAUAUGGAUACUUGGCAUUGGCUCUUACUCAGACCUCGCAUAUCGCGUUGCUUCUAGUUCGGUACGCCGGAGGGGGGAUACUGCUCGGCAUUUUAACAGGCCACAUCUCUGGAACGCUCCUAUCUUUUAUGUAUUACGACUUACUGUGUGUGGUUUCGGUGACUUUAUCUUCAGCAUAUUUAACUUAUUAUAUCGGUGAAAAGUUCCUAUACGUGUCCGGGUUGCUUGGCACUGUCAUAGCGGGGGUCCUGGUCAGCUAUAGAAAGUCAUCUGUGGCGGGUGAUGUCGAGCAAGUAGUAGCAUAUUUCUGGAGCAUUCUGGCGCAUAUGGCGAACACCCUAGUGUUCACAAUGGUGGGUGUGGUGAUAUUCGAGAAACUGAGCUAUGUGAUAAACAUGCGACAGAUCUCGUUGGUGUUUGUGACGUACGCGACGGUGUAUUGCUCAAGAUUACUUGUCUAUGCGACCAUGAUGCCCAUAUUGCGCCAUGUUGGGUACGGUAUGACGUGGCAACUCUGCUUGGCAUGCGCGUGGGGCGGCCUCAGAGGACCACUCUCAUUAUGCUUGGCGUUACUCGUACUCCAGACUCCUGCUGUGGCUGAUGCUGGUGAGAUCUUCAUAAUCCAAACUUCUGGACUUGUGCUUCUUUCACUGUUAAUAAAUGCAACGACCAUGGGCAAAGUCCUCAAAAUGCUGGGCAUGGCAGAGAUAUCGCUGGCGAAGAAGGCCAACAUGACCAACUGUGUCAAACGCAUCAUGAUGACCAGGGACCGGUGUGUGUCUAUGCUGAAAAUGGACAAGUUUUUAGCUGACGCCAAUUGGGAUUUGGUUGAGGAAGGUACCCAAAUAAAACAUCCAUACCAGUUACAAAUCUCAGGCCGUGAUGAGGACAGCGAGGACGACACGUACAUGGGCUACCGGUACACGACAUGCCCUGAUUGUGAGAGGGAGAUACCCAACGAGCCUACUAAGAAGGAGUUCGCGGAGAUGAUGAGAGAAGCGAACCAAAGAGUAUUGAAAGCGAUGAAGAUAUCUUAUUGGCGACAGUACGAACACGGAAAGAUUAGCAAAGAUGGUGUCAGGACCCUAGUCCAGGCUGUGGAGGUGGCAGCUGAUUCUGAUGAUGCCAGGGUUAACUUGGAACAACUAGGAACUUUGUGGAAGCCUAAGGUUCACGCGGUCUGGCUAAGACGGAAGUUAGUCAAAGCUAUGACUCCAGAAGCGGCCAAUGUCCAAAUGCCGCGGCAGCCAUGGCGUCAGCGCUGCUACAAAAUAGUAACGAGCGUGUGGUUCGACGGCUUCAUAUACGUCAUGAUACUCUCCAAUACACCCGUCAUCAUCAGCGAAGUAGUGCUCAAGUCACCGCUUCCCACGAAAGUCACGUUUUCAAUCAAAGCGCUUAAUUUAUUUUUUUACAUAAUAUACCUAUUCGAGAUGAUUAUAAAAAUGGUUGCUCUCGGCAUCGUCGGAUAUUUCAAGUCGCAUUGGAACAAAUUGGAUUUCUUCAUAAUCGUCAUGGCUACUGUUGAUUUAGUCCUAGAUGUGAUCGACGCACUUACAGCAUGGGACAAAUGGCGGAAUGUGAAUUCCAGUAUUCUCACAGCAACGAAACUAUUGAGGAUGCUGAGAUUCUUGAGACUGUGCAAACUGGCAAGGGUAUCAGUUCCACGAGUAAUGGCGUACGUGGAUAGGAUGAUAGACAUACAACUGGCAUUUGGAUACGAUGUUGGUAAGGGCUUCGUGACGGGAGAACAAGAAGUAUGCAAUCUGCUGCCACAGCUGGUUGACAACAAGGUUAUCCAGGAGACGCUCAGUGCUAAACUGGAAGCUGAUCGGUUAGCAGUUACCCGUCAACUAGGCUUGCUGCAGAGGGACAGACCUUGGACCGCCAUCACGGUGAAGACUCGCCAGGCCACCACCUCCACUCUUCAUAUAAUGAUCCUGGACGCUAUGCAGCUGAAGGAAGAAGGAUUUUUAGAUGAAAUGGAGUACCGUUUAUUGUUGAACGCAAUCCAGGAGAAAAUACAGUUGUGCAGACACAAAGGCAGUCUAGUGGCGCCCUCUUCACCGGAGACUCAACUCAGAUCCGUGUCGUGGAUGCAGAACAACGAGCGGGUGGCGGAUUUCUUUCUAGAAAACUCGGAGAUACUCAACUACAAUUACAACGACAUUCUGCUAUCGAGAGGUGACGAGCCCAAAGGCAUAUACAUCCUUGUCUCCGGUCUUCUAGAAGCGACAUACGAACCGCCAGACGGCGAUAUGGACGAAGCGAUCCCCAACUAUGAGUUCCUCACCGACUUGAAGUUCGGCGACCCCAGCCAAGACUACAUCGUGUCCGGGAACGCGGUAGGGGUACUCGGGGUGCUUACGAAUCGACCGUACAAUUACACUGUGCGUUGCGACUCCGCGGUUCAAGCUUACUACAUAACUAUGCCAAUCAUCAAGGAAGGCUUCAACCUAGCGCCGCAUCCUAUACACGGCUUGGAAGCGGCGAUGUGGCGAGAGAUCGGAAUAAAGUUCUCCAUGAUGGUGCUGCCAUCUGUGCCCGCGUACCACGGGUGGUCUGUAGAGAAGCUUAGCAUGCGUCUGGAACACAGUUUCGUGCCUUGUUUGAAGGCUUUCAAGGUAUUCGUAGUGAACGAGUUGAUGGAAGACAUAGUGCUGAUCGACGGCAUAUGUCAGGAUAUGGUCACCAGGGAAGUGUUCCAGCCGCCCUGCUACAUACCAAGAACAGCGCAUCGACUGGUAUUCCCAAAGUCAUCCCAGCUUAUCGUGUCAAGCUCGUGCCCGGAAACCAAGCUCCUCAUCAUCCCAGCCAAGGACACCGAUGAGCUGGAUAUCAUGGAAGACGAGCUUGACGACUUGCAGUGUGAACUGGUGUCGAACGCUUCAUCUCGCUGUUUGUACCACAAAGUGAUCCAUAAGUUCUCGAACGACGCGAGUCGUCAGCGCGCGCGCGCUAAACGCAAACGGGGCGGGGCGCGCCGCGUCAACUAUAGGGAGUCCGUGUGGAACAAGAGGACGUCUUUUGCGUUUGGCAUGGAUCAGAGCGACACCAACUCUAAAUACUUCAGACCUAGCGAAAUGGAUAUGCAACCUGAAAAACUUGAACGAAACACUCAGGAAGUGCGUUUAAUUGAUCCAUCGACGCAAAGCACGCCGGCAAACGUGGAGUCUGAAGAAGAGAUAUAUAAUACUAUGCUUUCAAAACAGAAGAGAAUAUCAACAAGCAGUAAAUAG